AUAAAUGAGUCGGUUUUCAGUAGAGACGCCACAAAGUAUACGUGGUAAAUCACCGGGCGCACACGAGCAAAGCUUCAGCAAAACGAUCAACGAUGAAAAGCAUUAUAUUAAUAGUUACCUUGGCUUGUACAAUAAAGAUUUCUUAUGAAUUCCCAUUCGAUGUAAAUAAAAGGAAUUUGGCUGCACUCGCUAAAAACGGACAGUUACCGAAUCAAAACGGAGAAGAAAAAAGAAUAAAGGAAGAGAAUAGAGAUGUUUAUAUUACCCAACAAGAUCAAAAUGUAAAGGGAAUAAAAGGCCAGUUUGGUUUUAUUCAAAAGAGACAGUCAAUAGAAGAACCUGAAAUUCGUGACGAAUUUAAGUCAGAUCUUAGAACUAUUUUAGACGAGUAUUUGGAAAAAUUUGGUACAACUUAUGACCCGGAAAAGGUUGAGUUGUUCCUGACCAAUAUGGCAGAUGAAGUUUUUGACAAUCAAGGUGUUGUUUCACUUGAUCAUAUUCGAUAUUUGAUUGAAACGGGUUAUUUUCAGCCGGAAAUGAGAGAAGAAGAUGACAUUAAGCCGAUUGAUUCUGAUUCAUCGGAUUAUAUUAGCAAACGUUUUCUUGCUUCGUUAGCUCGUACGAAUAACAUGCCCUCUUGGUUUGACGAUCAAUCGACUGUAAACAAACGAUAUAUUUCAUCGUUGCUCAGACAAGGUAAACUUCCUUUUGUUUUUCAACCAACUACGGCUUCUCCAAGAGGUGAUCAAUGGAUACAAAAUAUGCAAAAACCUAAAAGGAGCAACAGUGAAUCGUUUCAAAGUGCUGAGGAAUUUGUGCCUGUCAUGCAGGGUAGCAAAACGUUACAGACACUAAUCGAUGACUUCUUGAUGCGAGAACAAAAUAUGCAAAAGCGGUAUUUAGGGGCGCUGGCACGUAGCGGUUGGAUGCCCAGGCGAUUUACUACAUCGUUUCACCCUAACAGUAUAUACAACAAAAGACACUUGGCAGCUUUGGCCAAGUUGGGCUGGUAUAGAAAUACUCCAUCGUUUUAUGUGCGAAACGGUCGAGGUUCUUUUGAUUGUAGCAGAAACGACGAAAUAACAGACAGGAACAUCCAGAAUAUUAGGGGGUCAGAUGAGGAAACAAGGAUCAACUCGUCACCAACAGCAGCAGAGACGCAAGCCAACGGGAUAAAAACAAAGAAAUUUCUCCUCUUGCCAGCUGUGGAUAACAUUUUAUUACGUAGACAGUAUCCUCAUUUAGCAACCAAUAUUUAGAACAGUAAUUCAAGAAAUAUAAUUAAGAUUCGCCGAUAAAAACAGUCAUCAAUGACCAUAUUAACUUUUUUUUUUACAAUGAUUUUUUUUUUUUUGUAAAACUUGUAUAAUAUUAUUUGACACGUAAUGAAUAUAUCGGCGACGUCUAUAACUCAAGACAAUAAAUAAAAUAAUUUCUUUAAUUAUUACAAUAACUGAUGUACUACAAUUUAGCUUUUUUCGUGUUUUUAAUGUCAUUUAAUAGUUAUUUAACUAUAGACAUCUCGUGUAAGAGUUAAUA
Molecule: messenger RNA, 1539 nt
Organism: Daktulosphaira vitifoliae (grape phylloxera)
Lineage: Eukaryota; Metazoa; Arthropoda; Insecta; Hemiptera; Phylloxeridae
Exons: 5
Coding region: 93-1259 (388 amino acids)
Source: RefSeq, a predicted model, not a curated record